Gorilla gorilla gorilla (western lowland gorilla) is the source of this 9060-nucleotide messenger RNA. It is a transcript of the gene CTBP1, whose product is annotated as C-terminal binding protein 1. The record is from RefSeq and is a predicted model, not a curated record. Bases 6980 to 8272 code for a protein of 430 amino acids. Gene Ontology annotation, biological process: regulation of transcription by RNA polymerase II. Gene Ontology annotation, molecular function: DNA-binding transcription factor binding; oxidoreductase activity, acting on the CH-OH group of donors, NAD or NADP as acceptor; transcription coactivator activity. The transcript is spliced from 10 exons. NCBI's taxonomy places the organism in Eukaryota, Metazoa, Chordata, Mammalia, Primates, Hominidae. Gene Ontology annotation, cellular component: nucleus.
GGGGCGCGGGUGCCGGGUCUGACCGUGGAGGAGGCCGCCGCCCUCAGACCGGGCCCAAAGCGCAGCCCCCGGCGGUGACGCGGGAGGGGCCGGGGUCUCCGUUCCCGCGAACUCCGCGAGGUCCCGGACCGGCCCAGCGUCCCCACCUGCCCUUGCCUGGGCCCGCCCAGGUCCCGGGGCGCCUUCCUCGCGGGCUGCGGCCGCGGAAGCAGGGAGCACGGGCGGGCGCCGGGCUGGCCACCAUCGCCAUCUUGCAGCGCCCGCGUCCUGGGCCGGCCCGGGCCGCUGCGCGGAGCCUCUCUCUCCCUCGACCCGGCUGCAAAGGCAGAGUCCGUACGCCUGAGCCCCGGGCCGAGACUGGAGCGUUCUCUGGCGGCCUCCAAGGGCGCCAGUGUCUGGAAGCCCGGCCUGGGCCAGAUCCCUUUUGCUGUCGUCUCCGUGAUUGCCGGGACAGAAUUCCCUUCCAGUGGGGAAAAGGGAAGGCGGUCGCGCCCUUCCCGGUGCCCUGAGUGGGGAGGUGAAACCCUGAGAGUUGGGGCAAGAGGGCCCGGAGCUAGGGCCGAGGCGGCGGGUGCGCGGGGUGCUCCGUUGAGCCCGAGCCCCCCCUCCCCCCUCCCCGGCCUCUCCACCGUUUCUGUAGGAGCGCGGCAGGGAGCACACGUCCCUUGGGAAGAAAACGGCGCUGGCGGCUGGGCCCGCACCGCGGCCGUCCUCGCUGAGCUCCUAGCGCGUGGCCUUUGCGCGUCUGUGUACCCCUCUGCAGCUUGGGGCAGGGUUGGGGCAGAACCGUGGGGUAACUAUUUGCCGUUGCAGCUGAGGAUGACAGCUGCGGUUUGGGGGUCCCCCUUUCUGUGUCCUGGAACUUUGUAGGGCGUGGCUCUGCCCUGGGCCUCAGCACCCGGCCUCCCAGGUCUCGCCUGCCUGCCCAGGCCUGGCCACCUCCCUCUGGGGUCUGGGUUUGGCUCCUGGUUGGCGCUGUCGGCUCCGCAGACGCCUUUUGCUCUCUGUGAUUCUGUUGCCCAUCUUUGAGCACCUGCUUCCAUGCAGGCGUUCUCUGCAGAGCUCUGGGAGGGACACGCACUGGGGGUGGCAUCUGGUCACUCCUGGGGGUGCCUCGUCCGCCUGCCCGGCCAUUUUUGGGGUGUCUGCCGUGUCCCCAACAUGCACUUCUUCCUGUCAGCCUUGACCAGGGCAGCUGUUAGUUCUGAGAGGUGGGCGUGUGGUUGGGGAUGUCAGCGAGUAGGAUCUUCCCUUUUAUGCGCUUGUCAUUAACCUGAGAACGUGGCAGUGGGGGAGGAGAGGCUUGGCCCGGGGUGCACAGGACUGUGGGCUGGUCCUGUCCCUCUGAUGAGUGGGACGAGCCUUGGUCCAGUCUUGUGGGCUUGGCGCAGAGCCGACCCCCCGCCAUGUCCUGGUGGGAUUGGAAGUGCUGGCUGGUCCUGUCUGCCUCCCCCAGGGGCUGGGAGCCCCCCACUCUUUGGACAUUUGUAGUGUAAGGUUCCAUUAUCCAGCAGACAGCCACUGUUAACCGUCACUCUUAAUAAAUUUUUUCUGGAGGAACCCUGGACAGAAGUAGUCAUGCUCUCCAGGAAACGGGCCCCAGGCUCGAGAGGCCCAGUCUCUUCCCUCGGGGCUUAGAGGUGGCCGUCAAGCCACACCUGGUUCCCCACCAGCCUGGCAGUUUUUCUGAUUUUUCUCCUCUGACUGUCACUUGCCCUCUCAACUUCCUGUGGCCAGUGCCCCCAGAAUGUGACCUGGUCUAAGCUGACGGUGGUGUCGCUGAGCCAAGAGGCGUGUGGCUGGCACCACCAGUGUUGCUGAGAACUCUUCAGGCAGCACUUUGUGCCCAGCUGUGCCCUGGUGCUCCCCAUGCAGUGCCCAAGUCAAAGGCGUGUGCCCUGUGAGGUGUUUACCCCGGUUGACUCACCUUGUAGAAGGACUUAAUGUUUCCCACUCCACUCGGGGCUGGAGAGGGCUCCGUCCGGGUGGUGCUGACGGUGCAGGCCUGGCCCAGGGCCCAGGGGUGGCCAGGAGGUGGUGGAGGCAGCAGGCGGUGUCGUUCGGGUUCCGUGGUUGAACUGCAUCGCCCGAGGGAACGCUGGUCAGAGCGCCGGGGUCCUCUGGUGGUCGCUGGAUGUUGGUAGUUGUGGGUAAGAGCUCUGUGCCGGGAGUGUCUGGACCCCCAGGUCCUCCGUUGUCAGCUGCAGUGGCCGGAGCCCACUGCUCUCCCCCGCACUGGGUCGUGGUAACCCACAACGUGCCACCUGCGUCACUGACCGUCGUUUCCAGAAGCCCCUCCGGCCACACAUUCCAUGUGGUAUCUCCCACGAGGAAAUGUUCGUUUUUUUCCCUGUGAAGCCAGAAAUUUCUUGGUGGCUCUUUGCCGAGCCAAACGUUACCCUUGAGUUGUCUCUCUGGGUGGCCCCAGGUGGUACCAGUUCUCACGGGUGUUGAAGGAGAGUGAGGAUGGCCCUGAGGGAAGCCCAGUUGGUUUGGUUGGGGAGGCGUUGGGGCUUUGGCCCUGAGAGAGGUGUGGGCGGUGUUGGGACCAGGCCCCUUCUGCACCCUCCCCUGGCACCGCCAUUAACUCUCCAGGCCUGGUGUGGCCCAAGCCACCCUGCCCACCCAUGCUACCCUACCCACAUGUGCCACCUUGACCUGCUUGUGCCAUCCUGCCCGCCUGUGCCACCCUGCCCACCCGUGCCACCCUGCCCACCCGUGCCACCCUGCCCACCCGUGCCACCCUGCCCUGCCGCCCGUGUCACCCUGCCCGUCCGUGCCACUCUGCUAUGCCGCCCGUGUCACCCUGCCCUCCCGUGCCACUCUUCCCUGCCGCCCGUAUCACCGUGCCCUCCCGUGCCACCCUGACCUGCCGCCCGUCUGUGGUGUGGGGGCUCCUGGGCUGCCCUGUCUGCGUGGCUGGCAGGAGCCUCAGAGGCAUCCGAGGCUGUCUCUCCAGUGGUGUCGUGUGUAGAAUGUGUUGGGACGGGGAGGAAGGUGUAGCCCUGAUACCCCACACGUGGUAGGAGCCAGGAAGGUGGUGUUCUGGGGGUUCCUGGAGCUCACAGGUUGUGUGCGUGUGCUCGCUGAACAAACAGGGAAACGUGCGGCUCCACGGAUGUCCUGGAGAGGAAUCUUGCUGGCAAAUCCGUGCCUUUGAUGGCAGCCCCUGCGCUGUGUCCUCUGAGCUGUGAUGCGGCCCUGUAGGCCCCGUGGAGUGCGGUGGCUCCCUGGCUCACAGGGAUGCUGCCAUCCAAGGUGCCAUAUCGGCUCGUGGAUGACUUGGGCAGUGUCUGUCUGGGGUGCUGUCGUCGGAGGAGCUGUUUCAACCUGUGGGUGACGGGCCAUGUCUGUCUGGGGGAGGUUCUGUUGGCCCCGUGCUCUCAGCCCAGUGGCUCCAUGCUGCUGUGCGGCUCCCUCUUGGGGGCCUGCCUUCUCUGCCAUUGCAGGGCAGGGCCUCAGUUUCCUCUGGGCGGCAGGCAGCUGUAUCUCAGGACUGGAAGGCUCCGGGUCAGGCUGUGCACAGCCUUUGUUCAUGUCAGCCCCUGGCUGGGCAGCACCGCCAGGCCCUACUCUUUGGGCCUCCAGGCCUGGACAGCCAGAGGGGGCAUCUUACCAAUGCCCAGAUGGCUGCCGGGGACUCACGGCAGGGCAGCUUUGUCACGAGAGGGCCACUCGAGCCCGGAGUAAUCAGGGCUUAUGGGGACAGGGCAGGGUGAGGGCCGGUGAGACUGUCCAGCCUUAGGGUGCCCUUCUGGUGGUCGGGGAGCCCUUCCUGGGCAGCGGCUUUAGGGGCUGCUGUGGGGAGGGGGAAGAAGGUGGGGUUGGUGAGGAGGGGCUUUUGGGACACUGUCCUGGUGGAGGCCAUGAGGGAGGGGAGCGGACCGGUUGGCCCAGCAGGGCUGGCCGGUGGAGGGACGUGGAGGGUUGGUAGCUGCCGAGCCUGGGUCUGAGCAGGCGGGGAUGGGGACCAGGUGCUGAGGCUGGGGAAGGAACGGGGGUAGCUGCUUGGUCCUGGCGCAUCUUGGUGUCCCCUGGGACUUCCUGGAACCCCCCCCCCCCCCAGUACCCAGAGACCCGCUGUGGCUGUCUGGAUCGGGGCAGGUCCCACCCCGUGGUGGCCCCCCAGUGUGCCCGGGCAACCCCGGUCCCUCUCCAGACCAGAAUGGACCGAUGCCCAGUACACACGUGGAUCAGGGCCAAGUGGGCAGGCGUGGCCAACAGGAGGGAGGAUCCGGCAAGCAGAUGGUGAUGUGCAUCCAGAGACAGGGCGUUGACAUGUGGCCAGGAGGCUCUGGGGUCAUCGGGUCGCCACCGUGCAGCCCCCUGGGACUUGAUACCUCCAGAGAACCUGGGGGCUGCUGCCCCUCACCUCACCCCCAUUUACUUUAAAAUCAGUUUUUGUUUUAGAGCAGUCUUAGAUUUACAGGAAAAUAGGAAGCACAAGCUUCCACGUGCUCUACACUCACUUCCCUUGUGGGUCCGUUGAGUGCUUUCUUACAACAUGAGGUUAAGCGUCUGCAGGGUGAGAACCUGGAGACUGUCCUCGUGUCGCUGGGCUGAGAGCCGUGUGCGGCUGUGAGUUUUUGAUGAGGAAAAGCAGUGUGGGUCCUGGAUUUGGACAGCACAGGCCCCUCUGGGAGCCGUGUGCCUUCACCUCGGAGUGUGUGGGGGAGGUACAGAGCUGGAGCCCUUGACCCUGACCGGCCAGCCAGGAAGGCCAUAGGAGGCCAGCUCCCUGGUGUGAGGUGCGCAGGGCCUCUGGCAUUGCCCUAGGUGAGGGCUCCAGGACUCGGACGCUGGCUCUCAAUGGGGCAGGUGUGGCCCGGCAGGGGGCGCUUUGUGGGUGCACAGUGGCCCCAGCGUGGUGCAGAUGGUGGGCAGACCUACCCCAGGGCUGUUUCUGAGACAGAGGUCCCUGGAGGAGAACCAGGUGCUGGGCCUCAGGUGUCUGUCCUGAACUGGAGCAGCCUUGGAACAAGGAACCGCAGGAAGUCCCUGUGGCAUGGGGUGCAGCACCUCAGGUCUGGCAGGGCUAGCCCAGGGAGUGCAGGGCCCCAGGAGCCUUGCCGCAGGUUCCUCAGCUCGGGAGCUCAUGGCCUCCUCACUGCAGGGUCCUUUCAGGAGGGCCAGCGUGGCCUUCACACAUCUGCUUCCUCCUCAGAGCCACAGGUGUGGGCACGUACUGGCUAGUAUAGAUAAGCAUUGAGCGGCAUUGAUGGGUAUCGAUGAGCCUCCAGGAGCAGCGGCUGGUGCCAUGCUGCUGUGGGCAGUAUUGAGUAUUGGCCGGUCUUGACGAGCAGCAGCCGGUACUGGGCCACCGUGGGUAGCAUCGAUGAGUAUUGACUGGUAUCAGUGAGUAUCAGCCGGUAUCAAUGAGUAUUGGCCCGUAUCAAUGAGUUUGGCCAGUAUUGAUGAGUAUUGGCUGGCAUUGAUGAGUAUUGGCUGGCAUUGAUGAGUAUCGGCUGGCAUUGAUGAGUAUCGGCUGGCAUUGAUGAGUAUCGGCUGGCGUUGAUGAGUUUGGCUGGGCGUGGGUGGCGCGGUACCUUGCCCCCUGGCCAGGCUGGCUCGUGGGUGAAAUGUGACAUUCAGGCGGUUUUCUCCUGUCCUUUUAGUUUGUUUUUAUGCGGUAUCCGGGUACCACGGGGAGAUCUGGCAUCCAGGGCAGGAGGCUGCAGCGCAGGUCAUGGGGGCCCAGGCGCAGGCGAUGGGGAUCCCGCUCCACAGUGUUGCUCUUGGGCCCUCCGUCGGGGAGCCCCACACAGCACCUGCCAUGAGGAGUGGUGUUGGGGACCCUGGAUGGGAGGUGCAUGUGUGGGGCUGCACCCCAGCCCCUGUGAUGGUGUCUCUGGAAGCUGGAGAUGGUCGGCAUGUAUGCUUGAAUCCUGCAGAGGGAAUUAAGGGUUGGAGAUUUGUCUGCGAGGCCUCUGGCAGGGGCGGCCUCACAGCACACUACCAGGGUCCUAGGCUUGGCUGAGUGGCCCCUUCUGGCCUGGCAGGCAGUCAUCUCAGCCCACACCUGCCACGCUGCUGGGCUGGUGGUGGCCGGCUCCUGUCCUGGUCAGCCUGAUGUCAGCUGCACGUUGGGGUCAGCCUCGGUGCUGUGUCUUCAUGCCAGAGCAGGGGCCAGAUGUGGGCAGCUCAGUGACACCCUCCCGAGGGCUGGGCGAUCAUGUGCUCUCCCAGCACCCUCUACUUUGCAGGGCUGCGUCCCUGGAAGGCUUGGCCGUCUCAGGUGCCCCCUGCCCCUGUGCAUUCAGCCAUUGGGGUUUGUGCCCUCGGCUUCCCGCCAGGCCCUGGCCGUAGCGGUCAGGAAGAGCUGAGCAGUGAUUUUGGGAGAAUCGAGGGGAGCGUCGCCAGGAUGCACCGAGGGUCGGAGGUGGAGCCGGCGCGGCUCAGGGCAGGCAGUGCCAGGCUGGAUGCUGGAAAGCCAGCAGCACCUCUCCCGGUGGCUCCUGGGAAGUUCCACGUCCUUGCCUGGUCACAGAGGCCCGGGAAUCAGUGACAUGAGAUAGAAGCUUCCAGAACAGGAGGCAGAGCCUUUCCGCAGUUUCCCUGCCCACAGCACACACCCUGUGCCCUCCGCCCCCUGGUUCUUGGACACUGGGGGACAUCUGGGUGCGGCUAGAGCCUGUGGGGGUGGCCGCAGCCCUGGGGGACUGUUCCCAGGAGUAGGCCUCGGGGCCACAGGGGCGCGGCCUCGGGCCUGGCACUGCGACCUCAGGGUGAGCGCCCUUCGUGUGUGCGGCAGGAGCUGGGGCCCCUGGCUGGCAGCAGGCCCCCGAGUCCAGUAAGACUUUGACCCCGACGCAGGCUUCAGUGAUUGCCGCGGAUCAGAAGCCUGAGCACUUUGGCUCGAGACAAUUAAGGACGUGGGAUGAGGCUCCGAGACAGGACGCGGUUCUGCCUGGGGAUCCUGAAGAUAAAAAGCUUUGAAAAGUCGAAUUCAUGGUCGUGGAAGCUGAGCCCAUAUUAAGAGAUGUCAGGCGUCCGACCUCCGAUCAUGAACGGGCCCCUGCACCCGCGGCCCCUGGUGGCAUUGCUGGAUGGCCGGGACUGCACAGUGGAGAUGCCCAUCCUGAAGGACGUGGCCACUGUGGCCUUCUGCGACGCGCAGUCCACGCAGGAGAUCCAUGAGAAGGUCCUGAACGAGGCUGUGGGGGCCCUGAUGUACCACACCAUCACGCUCACCAGGGAGGACCUGGAGAAGUUCAAAGCCCUCCGCAUCAUCGUCCGGAUUGGCAGUGGUUUUGACAACAUCGACAUCAAGUCGGCCGGGGAUUUAGGCAUCGCCGUCUGCAACGUGCCUGCGGCAUCUGUGGAGGAGACGGCCGACUCGACGCUGUGCCACAUCCUGAACCUGUACCGGCGGGCCACCUGGCUGCACCAGGCGCUGCGGGAGGGCACACGAGUCCAGAGCGUCGAGCAGAUCCGCGAGGUGGCGUCCGGCGCCGCCAGGAUCCGCGGGGAGACCUUGGGCAUCAUCGGACUUGGUCGCGUGGGGCAGGCGGUGGCGCUGCGGGCCAAGGCCUUCGGCUUCAACGUGCUCUUCUACGACCCUUACUUGUCGGACGGUGUGGAGCGGGCGCUGGGGCUGCAGCGUGUCAGCACCCUGCAGGACCUGCUCUUCCACAGCGACUGCGUGACCCUGCACUGCGGCCUCAACGAGCACAACCACCACCUUAUCAACGACUUCACCGUCAAGCAGAUGAGACAAGGGGCCUUCCUGGUGAACACAGCCCGGGGCGGUCUGGUGGACGAGAAGGCACUGGCCCAGGCCCUGAAGGAGGGCCGGAUCCGCGGCGCGGCCCUGGAUGUGCACGAGUCGGAACCCUUCAGCUUUAGCCAGGGCCCCCUGAAGGAUGCACCCAACCUCAUCUGCACCCCCCAUGCUGCAUGGUACAGCGAGCAGGCAUCCAUCGAGAUGCGAGAGGAGGCGGCACGGGAGAUCCGCAGAGCCAUCACAGGCCGGAUCCCAGACAGCCUGAAGAACUGUGUCAACAAGGACCAUCUGACAGCCGCCACCCACUGGGCCAGCAUGGACCCCGCCGUCGUGCACCCUGAGCUCAAUGGGGCUGCAUAUAGCAGGUACCCUCCGGGCGUGGUGGGCGUGGCCCCCACUGGCAUCCCAGCUGCUGUGGAAGGUAUCGUCCCCAGUGCCAUGUCCCUGUCCCACGGCCUGCCCCCUGUGGCCCACCCGCCCCACGCCCCUUCUCCUGGCCAAACCGUCAAGCCCGAGGCGGAUAGAGACCACGCCAGUGACCAGUUGUAGCCCAGGAGGAGCUCUCCAGCCUCGGCGCCUGGGCGGAGGGCCCGGAAACCCUCAGACCAGAGUGUGUGGAGGAGGCACCUGUGUGGCGGCCCUGGCACUGCAGAGACUGGUCCGGGCUGUCAGGAGGCGGGAGGGGGCAGCGCUGGGCCUCGUGUCGCUUGUCGUCCGUCCUGUGGGCGCUCUGCCCUGUGUCCUUCGCGUUCCUCGUUAAGCAGAAGAAGUCAGUAGUUAUUCUCCCAUGAACGUUCUUGUCUGUGUACAGUUUUUAGAACAUUACAAAGGAUCUGUUUGCUUAGCUGUCAACAAAAAGAAAACCUGAAGGAGCAUUCGGAAGUCAAUUUGAGGUUUUGUUUUUUUUUUGUUUUGUUUUUGUAUGUUGGAACGUGCCCCAGAAUGAGGCAGUUGGCAAACUUCUCAGGACAAUGAAUCCUUCCCGUUUUUCUUUUUAUGCCACACAGUGCAUUGUUUUUUCUACCUGCUUGUCUUAUUUUUAGAAUAAUUUAGAAAAACAAAACAAAGGCUGUUUUUCCUAAUUUUGGCAUGAACCCCCCCUUGUUCCAAAUGAAGACGGCAUCACGAAGCAGCUCCAAAAGGAAAAGCUUGGGCGGUGCCCAGCGUGCCCGCUGCCCAUCGACGUCUGUCCUGGGGACGUGGAGGGUGGCAGCGUCCCCGCCUGCACCAGUGCCGUCCUGCUGAUGUGGUAGGCUAGCAAUAUUUUGGUUAAAAUCAUGUUUGUGACUGUAACCAUUUGUAUGAAUUAUUUUAAAGAAAUAAAAAUCCUGGAAAGA